Sclerotinia trifoliorum is the source of this 2082-nucleotide messenger RNA. Lineage: Eukaryota; Fungi; Ascomycota; Leotiomycetes; Helotiales; Sclerotiniaceae. The record is from the annotation of a GenBank genome assembly.
CGAGGCAUUCGCAGCUGAAUAGAUAAUCAAGUACUAGGUAUACCUUUCAUUCCCAUUCAAUAAUAUCUUCAAUCCUUUUUGUAUUUCGAUCUUUGAGUCGAGGGUCGAAGUGUAUGUUGUCCUUUUAUUUGCACGCCCAUCUUUUUGAAGUUUUCGUCCAAAAAUACACCUCUCUCAAACUUAAAGACCCCUUCUCCGCAUUCAUCCCAUCAUGCACUCCGCAAUAUUCGAGAUAAAGGAACACACCCUCGAAUGUCAACACAUUCGAGAAUACCCUCAUGCCACUUCAAAUACUCAAGAAGAUGUAUUGCAUCUAGCAAUUAAACAAUACAUACCUAAAGAUAAUCCUCAUCCACAACCAGGAGAUGUGACUAUCAUUGGUGCCCACGCAAAUGGAUACCCAAAGGUAUGCUUUCGCUUCCAUUUGAAGAGUUGAAACACUAAAUCUGCAUAGGAAUUAUAUGAGCCAUUAUGGGAAGAUAUUCACGCACGCUCAAAGUCCAAUGGCUUCAGGAUACGAAGUAUCUGGAUAGCAGAUAUAGCUCAGGAAGGCGCUAGUAGUGUCCUGAAUGAGAAAUUAUUGGGAAACGAUCGUAUGUAAAACCUUUUUCUCGUCGAUUUAUUCACCCUCAUCUUUCUCGUGAUCAUAGCUCUGAUGAUAAGAGCUCCAACGUGUUAUAGCCCAUAAGCGUGGGUAAAAUAAAAUCUUACCCAGAGUCUUGGUAGUUCACUCAUAUAGUCCGUAUUGAAGUCCAGGAAGUCAUCCCCAUGAACAUCAUAAACUGCAAUAUUUUAAUAUCCCGUUUAUUCCGACACCUUCUAUAACAGCACCGUUCUUAACAUCAUCUAACAUCAUCUUUCAUCUAGCAUCCUGGAUUGACCACGCUCGAGAUCUCCUCCACAUGGUCAAUACCUACCGUUCCCAAAUGCCCCUCCCCAUAAUUGGAAUUGGUCACUCUUUCGGCGCCAACAUGCUCACCAACCUCUCCCUCAUGCACCCACGCCUCCUAACCAACCUCGUAAUGCUCGACCCCGUAAUCCAGUCAUAUGCUACCGGUCCAGCCGGUAGUCCUAAUCCCACCCAGCUAUCCACCUUUCGCCGAGAUCUCUGGCCCUCCCGCGCUGCGGCUGAAUCUUCCUUUAGAAAAUCAAAAGCAUAUGCGAAAUGGGAUCCUCGUGUUCUAGAUCGCUGGUGUCAAUAUGCCAUUCGCGAAACUCCCACGGCUAUUUAUCCCGAUGAACCAGCAGGAAGUACAACACUAACUACAACCAAGCACCAAGAAUGCUUUUCCUUCAUUCGCCCAAGUUGGGAAGCCUUUUCUUCGGAUGGUAAAACUAUUAUCCGUCCAGAUCUUAUCCCAGAUUUACGCGAAAAUAGUCCAACACAGUUCCCUUUCUACCGUCCAGAAACAAUUAAUACUCUCAUUCGGCUACCACAACUCCGCCCUCCUGUUCUCUAUAUCUACGGCGCCAUUAGCACCAUCUGUGAUCCUGCUUCCUGUGUUGAAAGACUCUCUUUAACGGGUACUGAACAUGGAGGUAGCGGAGGUGCCAAAGAAGGAAAAGUCAAGGAAGUCGUGUUAGAGGGAGUAGGUCACUUAGUAGCACAAGAGGCAACAGAGCAAUGUGCAGAUGCUUUGGCUCCAUGGAUAGGACAAGAAUUGAAGAGGUGGAGGAAAGAACAAGAGGUAUAUUUGGAGUGGACUAAAAAGAGUUUGAUUGAGAGACAAACCCUUUCCGAAGAAUGGAAGAAGAGAAUUGGAGGACCACCAAAGAGGGCUGGGAAAAGUGGAGAGGAAAGUAAGUUGUGAGUUAUGGUUUAUCAUGGUGAAAUUGAGAUAUGGAACGUUCUCUGCAAGUUAACAAUUUAGUAGAUGGGUACCGAGUGGGAAUAUUAUAAAUUAUACUUAGAAUAUAUAUUUUCUAUGCUUCAAAAUGCUAUGAUCCACGUAAUGAGAGUAGGCAUAGUAUGUCCUGAGUAACAUCACCAAUAUUACUUAAUAUUCAUCGGAUGUAAGAUUACAAAAAAUGUAUAAAACAAGAGGGUAGUAGCUAUAGGUAGGACUUUGUAAGAAAAUAAGU